Onychostoma macrolepis is the source of this 4307-nucleotide messenger RNA. RefSeq lists its product as uncharacterized. Bases 160 to 1140 code for a protein of 326 amino acids. Lineage: Eukaryota; Metazoa; Chordata; Actinopteri; Cypriniformes; Cyprinidae. The transcript is spliced from 5 exons. The record is from RefSeq and is a predicted model, not a curated record.
GUGUGUGUGAUUCAAGCGCGAGCAACGGCUCUGGGCGCGAGGAGAGGACGGAGGAGCAUUCUUGCGCAUGCGCAAUGCUUGAGCGGGAAGGUGAGAUUCAAGGCGCGAGGAGACUCGGGAGAGGAGAGGACUGUUAAACCAGCAUCGCGGUGGUAAAAAAUGUCAAAAUAUAGGUUUGCCCUUGUUAGUUGGGCCGAAGGACCCGACAAGGACCAAACCAGCAUAAUUCCAAUCAGUUGGAUAAUCGAUUUCGACCCAGCUGAUACUGACAAGAAAUAUUUUGUUGAAUGCCGUUCAACAAAUCAGAAGAAGCCUGCGUCUGGAUGGCCCGUCGAACACGCGGUUGUUCUUCAGCUAGCAGAAAAAGAGGCUACACUCAGAGCGGCUGAGCGGGAACUAUAUCCAGAGGACAUGGCGGGCAAGAGGGUAAGGAAAGCCAAAUGCCUAGACUUUGGUGAGGAAGAUACCACCAGUACUGGCAACAAAGCCUCUGGCUCUGGAAAUCCUAAACAGAAAAAGGCCAAGGUUGCUGCACAAAGACGGGCGGAGGAGGAAUUACUGUCUGAGGACAGAGCAGAAUUGUCAAGCCAGGAAAGUGACCUUACCAGAGACCUGCAGAGCCAGAUCAAGGCUCUACAAAAAGAAAAUGCCAAACUGCGGAACAUGGUAGUUAAAGAAAUUCCAGGGUUGUUGGUGGGCGUGAGAAAGCUUGUCUCCAUCAACAACCCCACCACCAAAGAUGUUGUCGACCCUGAUGCUGAGAGUGACGGCCCAGGUGAAACGUCACUUUACACACCUUGCAGACCUUCACAAUUUCUGCUGUCUCCCGUUUUCCUGGGUUCCAGUUUCCUGCCACUGUUUUGGAUAUUUUGGAUAUUGCACCCACAAUGUCUUGACUCUUCUGUUGUUUAUUUGUUCCUAAUAAACUGUUUAACUGCACUUGCAAGUGAAUCUCAAGUUAUUUUAUGUGAUAGUUAUAUGUAUACACAUUUCUUUUUCCCUCACAUUCUUUCUUGUAACUCUUCUCUCUCAGUCACACACCUGACUGAAUGGCUCAUUAUGGAGCUCAUUAUGCGGGCCUUUGUCUUCUCAGGUGUGAGUCACGCCCUCUCGCAUAGAGCCUUUCCACUCAAAAAGUGACUUAGAAAAUUUUAAUCAAUAUAUUGUUUUCUCUGAAUGAGUGAGUUAGAUUAUUUUCAGAUCAUUUUGAAGCAAAUAUUCUAGGCUACAAGAUCCAGUUCUCAAAAGUCUUGUGAACAAAUAUUUUGUAUGUGUUUUAUGGCCUUAUUUCAGUUACUUUUAAAAUUUUUGUUUUUUUCAAACCACACAUAAACGUUGUUUUCUCAAAAACACAAUCACGUACAUGCUGGUCACAUAUUAUUGUAGCCCAGUUUGUGCUGAAUACAGUGUUUUUAGACUUUAGCCAUUAAAAUGUUUAUAAGCAACUGAAAAAAGCACAAAUGUCAGGGCAUGUCAAAACUUCUCCGGGGCCCCAAAACACCCUCAGACCCCAGAGGGUUAAGUGAUUGAUGGAUGUUCAGGUCUAUGCAAUAAAACUUGGGAUUUCACAUUCUCAUUCUCUAAACUCAUCCUUUCUCUCUUUCUGCAACGUGUGAAUGCGUGUGUUCAUGUGUUAGAUUAGUUUAUGUCUUAGGUUUAUAUAAAUAAAGUCUUAUUUAUAUUGAAAAGAGAAGUAUCUUGUGUUUUGUGCUUAUAAGUUAAUGUCUUAAUCUGCCGAUCUUGUCACUGUGCUUAUUAAUAGUGUUUUCACUAUAUUUUGGAUUUGAAUAUCCAGUGCAGAAUUAAUGUAAUACGGCUCGUUCAGUGAAUCGCUGCCGACUCAGUGAUUAGCCGCGAAACAGUGAUUCUGUUCAAAUUCCCUAUAAAAUCAUAAAUGAUUCCCUUUGAGCUAAAUUAAAUUAUUUACAUAUUAAACCCUACAUAGGCUACUUAGCGUGUCCCAGAAUUGAAAGCGCCGGGACAUGUAAACACCAUAUCGGAUUAGAUAACGCCUCAUGUAAACAGUCCACGAAUCUUUCAAUUGGAAUGAUUUUAAUCGAAUGACAAAAAAGUGUACAUGUAAACGUGGCUAGUGAUUAAUAACCCAUUCAUAACUACAGCAUGUUGCUUCCUUACUGAAUGAAUGAAUGAAGGAAUGGCGUGACGCCUGGCUCAUUAAGACAGUGACUUGCUGCCACCUAUUGGUGGUUUUAUUUUUAAAUCUACAAAUAAAUUUGAUCACAAAGCUGACAGAGUAAAUAUUAAUUUAAAAAACUAGACCUAUAUCACUCAUAAUAUUCCCAUUCACAGUAAUCCACAUUUUCUCGUUUUAUUUAUUUUAUGGCAUAAUGCAGACCUCUUUAAAUGUAUAAUAAUGUAAAAUACUGGCGAGUGCUGUACAGUAAAGAGUAAACACACUUCAAGCACUGCCUUCACUGUAAUAGUUCACUGUAACAGCAGUCAAACAUCUGGAAAAUUAAGCAUUUAUGAUCAAUAAUUACUGAAGAUUAAAGGUUAUAAUGAUAUAUUAUUAUUACUAUUAAUAUUACCAGUAAUGUAUAGUGAAAAUGUCUGAAUUGCAGCUUCACUGAUCAAUGGUGUCGACCGUCCCUUUGCUCCACCUGCUGCUGAUUUAAUGAACGAGUUUCUCAUGUGACUGGGUUGUGUUUACCGCGGUGAUAGCAGACAUUUUACUCCACUAUCUACUGUAUUAAGAAUGUCUCGGGUUACUCGCGUAACCCUUGUUCUCUGAAUAGGGAACGAGACGCUGCGCAGCUAAGACGCUUUGGGAACGCCUUCUGGGUGUGCCGAUUGUCUGAAGCCCUUAUAGAAUCACGCCAAUUCAUUGGCUGAUGGAGCGGAUGCCGUCCUCGACCUCCUUACGUCACCAUCCUUAUACUGGCGAAUGCGCCAUCUGCUCCUCAGAUUUCUCUGCUGAAAAGGCCUCUGUCUGCAGCGUGAGGAGCUUGGCAGCAAACGCAGCGUCUCGUUCCCUAUUCAGAGAACAAGGGUUACGCAAGUAACCCGAGACGUUCUCUUUCAUAGGUUCCCUCAACGCUGCGUAGCUAAGACGCUUUGGGAACGAUAUACCAAACAGGCCAAGCUAAAAAAUGCUGCCCUACCCGAUUACGAACCAGACAGCAUACACAGCUGGUUCAAGCAGAUAAAACCUGGGAACCCGGAGCCGUGUCAAGAUCCAAGUUAUAGAACCUGAUAAAAGUGUGCGGAGAGGACCAUCCUGCCGCUACACAAAAAUCCUCUAAAAAGUUAGCUUGAGAGGGUGCCACGCUCCUAGUAAGCCAGCGAAAUAGCUUCCCUCAGCCUCUGGAGGAAGCGUGUAUCAAGGGAGUUUCUGCCCACUGACUGGCCACCAAGAGGGGAGCAGUAAGCCAAUAACGCCACCACGUAGACCUUCAGGGUGGAGUAGGUUAACUCUGCGGAGGAACGGGCCUGCAAGAACUUCAGAACUGUACAAAUCGGGCAGUUGACUGGGUCGGGCUGGUGACCUCCGCACCAUGAAGUGACACUUCUACUUCAGGGCGUACAGUCUCCUCAUGCUCCAGUGAGUGGAGGCCUCGAAAACUCUCUGUAGCGAGAGGAGGCCUGACGACACUCGCCGAAACAGUCGAGCUCUUGGAGCGGAGGCCUCAACAUGACGACUCUCUAUAUCGAGAGGAGGCCUACUAUACUCCACCCACUGGGCAUCCUGUGAUGAGGUUACCUACCACUCGCAUAACUGCCCCCAUAACUGCCCCAGCAGAGCUCUGGCAAGCGGAGGCCUCUAAAACUCUCUGUAGCGAGAGGAGGCCUGACGACACUCGCCAAGACAGCCGAGCUCGAUUGAGAGGAGGCCUACUAUACUCCAUACACUGGACAUACUGUGAGGAGGUUACCUACCACUCACGUAACUGCCCCAGCAGAGCUUUGGCGCUCUGGAGGAAACAUGUAACAAAGGGAUCAUCACCUUUGAUCUUCAUUUUAAUGUACAGUGUGGUUUCUCUGAUGCUCUCUGAGCUGUUCUCUGUGUGUGUCAGCAGAUCCUGUAAGAGUCUCUGAUUGGACUCCAGUGAGACGCCCAGCAGGAACCGCAGGAACAGAUCCAGACGUCCAUUCUCACUCUCAAGGACGUUAUGUACUGCUGAUGUUAGUAGAUCAUACAGAGAGACUUUAAGACUGUAAGAUCUGAAUUCAUGCAGAAAAAACUGCAGUGGCUCCUCGUUCUUUAUUAAAUAACAGUAAAACACAUAGAAAGCAGCGAGAAACUCCUGAACGCUCAGAUGAAUGAAGCUGUAGACUGUCCUCUGAUG